UUACACAACAAACUCACUCUCUUUCUUUCGCUCUUUCUCUCUUCUUCCUUUUUCAUUUGAAACUCAAGCUGUCAGUCAGAAAAGUCACUUUAAUAGGAGAUAAUCAAAACUUUGAAACUGUUUAUAUUUAUGUUUUCAUCGGUUUUCCUUGCAAAGUUUCCAUUUCUUUUACUUGUAUGAUUUGCUUCUUUGCUUUCGUUUAUUUAUAAAAUUACACAUUUACUACCAGAUAAAAUUUCACGAUGAACAUGGAUAUGCUCACAUAUGUUCGGGAUAAAAGAAAGUUAACUGAAAAAGAAGCUCGUCCUCUUUUCCAGCAAAUCUGUGCCAUUGUUGCCGAUUUUCAUUCAAAAGGAAUCGUACUCAGGGAUGUAAAACUACGCAAAUUUGUCUUCAAAGAUCCUGAAAGAACUCAAUUGACUUUGGGAUCUUGGGAUGAAGCUAUUGUACUUGCAAAUCCACGAAAUGAUCUAAUUGAUGACAAAAAUGCCUGUCCCCUCUAUGCCAGUCCUGAAAUAUUGCAUAAAUCAACUACUCACUAUUCAGGACGCCGUGUUGAUUGUUGGUGUCUUGGUGUCAUUUUGUAUACAAUGUUAACUGGCCACUAUCCUUUCCAUGAUCCCGAUAUCAAUAUUUUGUUUGCUAAAAUACGAAAAGGACAAUUGGAAGUACCAGAUUCACUUUCUCCGACUGCUGAAUUUUUGAUACGAGGUUUACUUAAUAGGCAACCCAAAGAGCGACUCACUGCUCGUGCCGCUAUGCAAGACAGAUGGUUCACCGAGAAAGAUGUUUAUUUAGAGCCUUCUAACCUUCUCCCUGAAAGCCAACUUCUUGAAACAUAUUCUUAUUCAUCCCAUUCACCAUCAAGGUCACAUAAUGCAUAUAAACCCUCAUCACAUCGUACAGCAGUCAAUUCCUCAGCGCAGACUUUACGCUCUCAUCACCCUUAUUCGCUACAACAAAGAUAUUUACCAUCAAACCGAGUUAACACUCGCCAAGCUCACCGUACUUCGAUCUCAAACGACCAAAUUGUUCCAGAAAUAAACACAUUCCAGCAUAGAAGUAAUGAAAUCUUCCAUUGGACACUUACUUCUGGUCUUUUGUCCUAACAUCAAUACUAACUAUAGAAUAAUUGAAAUAUUUAAAAUUUUAUUCCAAAGGUAUUUUUGUUUUCAACAAACUCAUUUUCCUGUAUAAUCAAACUGUAAUUAAUUGGCAUGAAGCUUGAGUUCAUUAAAAACUGGUUUCAUUUCCAUUUAAACAAAGA
This is a messenger RNA of Tetranychus urticae (two-spotted spider mite), 1267 nucleotides long. RefSeq names its product tribbles homolog 2. The record is from RefSeq and is a predicted model, not a curated record. NCBI's taxonomy places the organism in Eukaryota, Metazoa, Arthropoda, Arachnida, Trombidiformes, Tetranychidae. Gene Ontology annotation, molecular function: ATP binding; protein kinase activity; mitogen-activated protein kinase kinase binding. Gene Ontology annotation, biological process: protein phosphorylation; positive regulation of proteasomal ubiquitin-dependent protein catabolic process; regulation of MAP kinase activity. Gene Ontology annotation, cellular component: nucleus.